UUUACCAGGUUUAUUUGCCUGCUAGCUUUCAGUGGAUUACAACCCGACACUCAGUUUGCACUGGAAGCCCAAGAAGGAACGGCUGUACAGUACAGGACUUCCCAACUGGCCUCUUCCCUGACAAGAGGGAAAGGCGGCCGCCUGAGCGCACGUGAGAACGAAGCCAAACUCGAGGACACGCCGCUGCGCGCGCCCAAAAAGCUUUCCAGGUAAGCUCUCCGGGACAGUUUCAGACGAGGAAGGAGGAGCAGGACCCGCUUGGGCUUCGGGAGGAGGCGAGAUGUGUGUGUGUGGGGGGGAAGGCGUCUUCCUGUCAGCUACGAAGCGAAGGAGCUACUCCGGACCUGAAGCAAAGUGGCUGCCGUGCCCGUGGAGGGGGGAAAGGGGAGCCCGCCCUUUUCGCAGGAGACGAGUCGCCCGAGCCCGCUCCGUUCCCUUGCCCUUCGCGGGAGCUCUGCCGCGGACACUUGUUUCAAGCAAACCGCUUGCAUCGCAGCCCUGAAUUCGGAGGCAGACGGGAAGAGAAACUUUGAACUCUUCCCACGUCACCUCUGGCGGCUUCCGAGCCGUUCUUGUAGGAUGGUUGACGAAGGGACGGAGGGCGAAGGGUCGCGUCGGAGUCUCUCCCGCGGCCUCUUUAUUCAUUACCCCUUUGCAAGUCUCGGCUAGGGAGAGCAGACCUAGUGUCUGGAGGAACAACAGUUGGAACACAUGAGAGACAGAGAGGAAGAAUGGCUAGCCUCAGUGGUUCAAGGAACUGUGUUUUAAUUCAGCUGAAAUCGCUGACCAGUUGGGGAAAGUGGAGUAAUCCUUACACAAUUUCUACUGAAGCCUUGAAUGGUCAUCGGUGUCACGUGACUAAGGACCAGUCAUGGAAUAAGAGCAGCAGCUUCAGAUACUAUUUUAUGACUGAAAGUUCCAUCAUCAAGAAAAACCUUUUUAACAAAAGCCAGGAGUAUCUUUUGAAUCCUAAGAAUGAAGGACUGUGCAAAAUUCCACACAGCUGUUGUAGAAGGCCUUAUUUUUACUCUCCGCAAAAGGCAAAGGAAGCAUUAUUUGGAAGACUUUCUUUACAGAAGUUACAGAACUUGGGUACAGGUCAGAGUGUCCAGGUUUUCAGGCCCAUUCAUGUCUCAUCAGCAUUGAAAGCUGUUCCUCCACUUCUCGUGUGGACGGUCUUGAAGCCAAUUCAGAAACUUUUUGCUAUCAUCCUUGGAAGGAGUAUAAGAAAAUGGUGGCGUGCUCUUCCUCCAAACAAGAAGGAAUUAUUUAAAGAAGCUGCGAGAAGAAAUAAAUGGAAAAUAGCCCUUGGACUGAGUGGCUUUGGAAUUAUAUUUAUCAUAUUUUAUUGUACUCAUUUGGAGGAGACACCCCUCACUGGACGUGUACGGCUUCUAGUGUUUAGGAAAGAACAAUAUGCUGAAUUAUCGCAGAUUGAGUAUAGCAUGUGGGUAGAAGAAUAUAAAAACGAAAUGCUUCCAGAAACCGACCCUCUUUACCAGGCAGUCAAAAAUACUGUUAUUCACCUGGCUGAAAGCAAUAAAGAUAUCCCAGAAGUCUCUGAGUUUCAAUGGAAUGUCCAUGUGGUGGAACAUCCAAACAUGAAUGUUUUCGUACUUCCCAAUGGACAGGUGUUUCUUUUUACUGGCAUUUUUAAUGCUGUGUCAGAUAUCAAUCAGCUGUCUUUCAUUUUGGGACACGAAAUGGCUCAUGCUGUCCUGGGACAUGCGGCCGAGAAGGGAAGCGUGGAACAUAUCUUGGAUUUCCUGUCACUCAUUCUUCUUACAAUGAUCUGGGCUGUCUGUCCCCGAGACAGCUUAGCAAUAAUAAGCCAAUGGAUCCAGGCUAGAUUCCAGGAGUUACUGUUCAAUAGACCAUAUAGCAGGACCUUAGAAGCUGAAGCAGAUAAAAUUGGACUUCUGUUUGCUGCUAAGGCUUGUAUGGAUGUGAGAGCAAGUUCUGUACUCUGGCAGCAAAUGGAACUAACUGAGACUAUUCUGGGGCACCCAAAGGUGCCAGAAUGGCUUUCUACACAUCCUUCACAUGAAAAUCGAGUUGAACAUUUGGAUAGACUUAUACCUAAGGCACUUGAAAUAAGGGAAAGUUGCAAUUGCCCUGCAUUGCCUGGUCAGGAUCCACGCCUUACAUUCAAACAGAGAAUGCAGCAUCUCCUGCAAACAUCUCAAAAAAAGAAAGUCUCAAAUGUUACUCCUCAGGGUCAGGGCAAAACAGAAGUGACUCUUCCGGUCAGUAAAAAGGAGAUGCCUAUAGACAUUGUGGCUGACAAAGGACUUUCAAGGUGAAAGCAGAACCUCUUAUUUAGUUCAUUGUACCCAAUUGUUUAUUAUACAAGGCUUUUCUGCUUUUAAAACGUCAUGGAUUUUGAAAAAGCGGCAUGGGCACAUGUUAAUGAAUCAUGUUGUGACUGCAGUGUCUGUGUAGAACUCCGCUCUUCCAUAAACAUACAGAAGAAAUGGUUGUUGUUGUUGUAAGUUUUUUGGGCUGCUUGGUUGUGUUCUUGAGCUUUUUCUUCCUAACGUUUCACUAGUCUCUGUGGAGAUGUUUUGCUAGCACCUUCAGGAGAAAGUUAGUUAUAUGCUACUUGAGGAGCUACAUGUUGGAAGCAGGUCAUUCUGUAAGUGAACAUUGGAAAUUCUUGGUUGCAUGGGAGUUUGGAUGACACCCAACACAGCACUGCAGUAAGAACAGAAGAAGAGCCCUGCUGGAUCAGGCCCAGGGGGCCCAUCCAGUCCAGCUCCCUGUAU
Pogona vitticeps (central bearded dragon) is the source of this 2765-nucleotide messenger RNA. RefSeq names its product OMA1 zinc metallopeptidase (gene OMA1). NCBI's taxonomy places the organism in Eukaryota, Metazoa, Chordata, Lepidosauria, Squamata, Agamidae. Gene Ontology annotation, cellular component: mitochondrial inner membrane. Gene Ontology annotation, molecular function: metalloendopeptidase activity. The record is from RefSeq and is a predicted model, not a curated record. Gene Ontology annotation, biological process: protein quality control for misfolded or incompletely synthesized proteins; mitochondrial protein processing.